Molecule: messenger RNA, 4389 nt
Organism: Notothenia coriiceps (black rockcod)
Lineage: Eukaryota; Metazoa; Chordata; Actinopteri; Perciformes; Nototheniidae
Gene: fcho1
Product: FCH and mu domain containing endocytic adaptor 1
Exons: 28
Coding region: 117-3995 (1292 amino acids)
Biological process (GO): clathrin-dependent endocytosis; clathrin coat assembly
Cellular component (GO): clathrin-coated pit; plasma membrane; clathrin-coated vesicle
Source: RefSeq, a predicted model, not a curated record
CGCUCAGGGUGCACGCUUGUGUUGGACCGUGGCUGCCAAAAAGACUGGGGAUGGAAAAUAUACCAUAAACGCUGUUGGGAAAGUCUACGGAGAUCGCCGUGAAUCUCGGAGUGAAGAUGGCCUUAUUUAAGAACAACUUCUGGGGGGAGAAAAAUGCCGGCUUUGACGUGCUCUACCACAACAUGAAGCACGGCCAGCUGGCAACCAAGGAGCUUGCCGACUUUGUCCGUGAGGGUACUGCUAUUGAGGAGACUUAUUCCAAAUCUAUGAGCAAACUGGCCAAGAUGGCCGGCAACGGAAGUCCACUGGGGACUUUUGCUCCCAUGUGGGAUGUGUUCAGGGUCUCUUCAGACAAACUGGCCCUCUGCCACCUCGAGCUGAUGAAGAAGAUGAAUGAUCUCAUCCGGGACAUCAACAAGUACGGAGAUGAGCAGGUCAAAAUUCACCGCAAGACAAAGGAGGAGAUGGUGGGGACAGUGGAGGCGGUGCAGGCGCUGCAGGUUCAGAGCGGCCACCUUCAGAAAUCAAAGGAGGGUUACCACGCCAAGUGUUUGGAGCUGGACCGGCUCAGGAAGGAGGGAGCUCCACAGAAAGAACAGGAGAAAGCGGAGCUGAAGUCUAAGAAAGCAGCUGAGUCAUUCGGGCUGUGCAUCGAAAAGUACAAUCGCGUGGGAGGAGAGUUUGAGCAGAAGAUGAGCGAGUCUUCGCAGAAGUUUCAGGAAAUCGAGGAGGCCCACCUGCGACAGAUGAAACAGCUGAUCAAAGCUUACUCUCACUCCAUAGAAGACACCCAUGUUCAAGUGGGACAGGUCCAUGAGGAGUUCAAGCAGAAUGUGGAAAACAUCGGCAUUGAUAACCUUAUCCAGAAAUGUGCGGAGCAGAAGGGCACGGGCAAAGACAGGCCAGCUCUGGUUAGUUUUGAGGAGUACAUGACAGCUUUGGCCCCAGAAGGUGGGAAGAAGAGUCGAGCAAAAGCUUUCAGGAUCCCCGGCCUCAGCAAGAGGGACAAGGAGCCGGACUCCACUGACUCCGCAGUGCCAGAGACACCAGUUUAUUCCGGUGCUUCUGAGAAGAGGUUUCUGAGAUACUUGGCAGCCAAAGUGGAAAAUUCACCCCUGGAAGUAGACGACGAGGGAUUUGUCAUCCGAGCUGACAGCACACACAAUGGCUGCUCUGAGGACAAGGGGAACAACUUUUACUCCAGUGACUCAGACUUCGAUGACGAGGAACCCAAAAAGUUCCACAUCCAGAUCAGACCGGUCACCAGCAGCGGUCGCAGUAACACCGCCGCCACGGAGAAAGAGCUGAAGGCCACCGUGGGCUCGCUCACCCUGCCGCCCAACAGAGGCGCCCGGCAGCAGGUGACAGUGAAGCGUCAACUCUCCAGAAACUCAAGUACUGCAGGACUUCGCUCAGAAGAGGGCGAAGGUGCCUCCCACAGGGAUGGAGAGCAGGAAGGCCUCCGCAAGUCCACCUCCAGUCCGGAUCACAACAGGCUGAGUUCUACACCGCUGAGUUCAGACAGUCUGUUCGGACCGCCGCUGGAAUCUGCCUUCAAGUCCAAAAGCUUUGAUGGUCGGGAUCAACUCAGAGAGCAGAGCGCCUUCGGUGCCUCUGAAUACGCUGCCUUCUCCUCCGACUCCUCCUCUCCAGAGAACGUUGAAGACUCCGGCCUGGACUCGCCUUCCCAUCAGCCUCUUGGGCCCUCCCCAGAGCCGGUGGGCUGGGCGGCUUGGCCUCCUGUGUCCCAGAGUAAAGAGCCGACUCAAACCCUGGAGCGACCUGCAGACCCUUUCCUCUCUGCGUUCCGGGACCCCUCCCCAGGUCGCAGUCCUCGCCCUCAAGACGCCCCUGCCAGCGCCUGGUCCGUCGCCUCGUCUCGUCCCUCUCGGGCCCCCCGAGACAAGGACCCCUCCUCCAUUCGGUUCCCUGCGUUCCCCCAGACCCUCCCCCUGCCUGAGGUGGAGUUGUCUGUGUGGAACUGUAAACACAUCCCCGCCGAGGACCCCUUCCUCGCUGCGUUUGAGAGGAGCGUCACCCAGGAGACUGUGAACCUGUCUGACGCAUGGUCGCGCCCACCGCCCCGCCCAGCGCAGGAGGGGAGGGGGCUGGAGGGGAGGGGGGUGGAGCUGCGAGGGGACUCAUUCUCAAACGCCGACACCAAGACACUCCCUGCCCCUUCCUCCUCCUCUUCAUCCUCCUCCAAUCGUAAAAACAGAGACAGGAAACGGGACCAGAGCCUCCCGCCUCCCGUUACUUCUGAUGACCCCUUUGCCAUCACGAUGAUUGGCAGCCCGACGCACCAAUCGACGCUGGCUGCUGCAGAGGCCGGGCUGAUCCCUCCACACAGCAGCAGGGGGGGGGCUGGGGGGGGCUCCACCAACAACAGCAACAGGCUGGUACUCGAUGUUAAUUCAAGUUCUCUGCCUACGGCUCAGCCCAAGAAAGAGCUGAUGCACUGGAACUCCGUCCACAACCCGUUCAGUGAGAGUGUCUCUGGAGGGCUGAGCGGCUCCAAAACACUGGAGGGAGGGAAAGGAGAGGGAGCAGGGGAAAGGAGGAAACAUCGAUCACCAGACAGCGAGCCACGCAGGAACGCCCCCCCACUCACCAGGCACUCAGGACCCCAGGAGGAUCUGUGUUUCUCCACAGACAAAGAUCAGGACUGCCUGGACCUGAACACUCAGAUAACGUGCAGUAUCAUUCCACACAAGGGGUCCAAGCUGAACUUCCGACAGGACAGUGAAGGGGUCUCAGCGGCCCCUCCUCGAGCGGCCCGGGCCAAGAGGACUUCAGGCCGGCUCAGCGGCUGUGAGAGAUCGCGGUCUCUGUGCUCCUCCCCCCUGCCGGAGCCCAGCCCCUCCCUCACCUCCUCCUCCUCCUCCUCCAGCCCCAGUGAGUGGGGCCCUCAGGCCAGGGACAUGGACUGGGGGAGUCAGAACCGAGCGCCCAGUCCUGCUCGGGUGGGACAGGCCUCCCCCCUGCCCUUCCAGCACCAGGACCUCCCUCAGAGACAGCUGCACCUGUCCCGAGGGCCCAGUCCCAUUUCCCUCAGCACACAGGAGGCCUGGCCGGUGGCAGCAGCCAUCACAGAAUAUAUCAAUGCCUACUUCAAAGGUGGACAGCACAACCGCUGUCUGGUGAAGAUCACAGGCGACCUGACCAUGUCCUUCCCUGCUGGCAUUACCAGGAUUUUCUCUGCCAACCCCAACGUUCCUGUUCUCAGCUUCAGACUGGUCAACAUCUCCAGGAUCGAUCACUUCCUGCCGAACCAGAAGCUGCUGUACAGCGAUCCGUCCCAGAGUGACCCGGACACCCGAGACUUCUGGUUCAACAUGCAGGCUCUGCAACUGUACCUGCAGAGGGAGGCCGAGCUCAACCCGCAGGCCUCGUACUACAACGUCGGCCUGCUCAAGUAUCAGGUGUCGUCCCAGGACCCGGGCCGGGCCCCGCUCCUGCUCUCUGCAGAGUGUCAGCGCAGCGGCACGGUGACCCGGGUCUCCCUGGACUACCACUGCUGCCCCGCCACGGCCCCCUCCACCCAGCUGGCUGCGGUCCAGGUGCUGCUGCCGCUAGACCACACCGCCACGGACCUGCAGUGCCAGCCCCCCGCCUCCUGGAAUGCUGAGGAACGACGGCUGCUGUGGAAACUCCCCAACCUCUCCCCGACCAAUCACAGCAAAGUGGUGUUUCUCAUGUUCCUGUCUCUCUCUGCCUGUGGGUGGUCCCCCAGGCUCAGGGACCCUGUGUGCCAGCUGGCAGUGCCUGGAGGCCCCCCGCGGCCCCCCACCCAGCCUGGCUGUUCAGUUCGUGGGCUCCGGGGCCUCGCUGGCGGGCCUGGACGUGGAGCUGGUGGGCAGCCGCUACCGCAUGUCGCUGGUCAAGAAGAGAUUCGCCACAGGGAAGUACCUGGCCGGCUGCUCCUUGUGAGGAUCCUCGCUGCGGAUCAGAACUUUGCACUUUUUCAAAAUCGAAGGCCAGAAAGAGAUGACUGAAAACGGAUCAGCCUUAAAGGACGAUGUGCACUUUCUUCUGACGGUGUCCUGCUGUCUGAGGAGGACCAAGCCUUCUUCCCCUCUAACUUAAGUUGUGUGUGUGUGUUGUACUCAGUCGUCCUGCCUUUUUGUAUUGAAUCUCCUGUUCCCCGUUCUGAGACUGCAAACUGAGCUAAAUGUCAGAACUCAUCUUGAAUUGUAGAAAAACAUGUGAAUAAUAAGUUGCCAUGGAAACUAGAAUUUUAAAUUAUACUGUAUGGAGGGAAUCUCUGGAGUUUCCCUAGAGAUCUUCUACCAAACCUUAGAAAAUAAAUGUUUGUAAAUCAGCUGUUUGUUUCGAAUAGAAGUUUUGUGAUGUUGAUGUUUGAUAAAAAAAUAAAUGUGCUCAAUCUUU